CUUAAAAUAUAAUCUGCCCGGUAACAAUCAGCGCGCAGCGGCGAGAGCCCCAGAGCUAUUGGCUAUGCAAAUGCAGGGAGGGGAAGCGGCGCCCCAAACUCCCCGCUCACACUUUUAAGGCGGUAUUUCUGCACCCCUGUCCCUCGCAGAGCCCCCCAGCUCCGUGGUGGCCGGGGGUCGGAGGAGGGGGGGCGGUCGCCCCGAGUUGGGGACAACUCGCCAGCCCGCCGGGGUCGCCGCGCUCCGCGCAUCCCCGGGGUGGCUCAGCCCUGGAUGGCUCUUGUGUCCCCCCCCUCGGGAGCCUCUGCUCUAUCGGAGCAGGCAGCGGCAGAGACUUCGCAAAGCUGACACAUUUUGCAGGCGGGGAAGCGACUGCGACGCCGGCGAAGUGAGAGGAGGGUGGAAGUCACCCAGCGCGGGACGUAACUCCUGUCCCCGUCGUCCCCCCCUUUCUCCCUCCUCCCUCCCUCCGUCCCUCCCUCCCUCCCUCCCUCCCCCGCUGCGUUUCCUAGAAAGUCCUAUCAAUGUGGCCAUGCACUGCUUGAAACGGUUCGCCUGCACGAAACGCGUCUGUGCGCCGGAGGAAGCAGCGUGGUGAUGGUUUGUUAAGAUUUCACCCCCAAUUCGUCGCCGAACCCCAACUCCUCGAAGAGCUUUAGCGUUGCCUUUUUGGGGUUUCCUGUCAGCGGGGAGCUCCGUCCCCGCUCCAGCUGCGGAUUAAGGGGAGAAAGAGGGAGAUCUCUUUGGAAACAUGGAGCUGCUGUGCUGCGAGGUGGAUUCCAUGCGGAGAGCUUUGCCUGACCCAAACUUGCUCUACGACGACCGGGUUUUGCACAACUUACUCACCAUAGAGGAGAAGUAUCUGCCCCAAUGCUCCUACUUCAAGUGCUUCCAGAAGGACAUCCAGCCCUUCAUGAGGAGGAUGGUGGCCACUUGGAUGCUGGAGGUCUGUGAAGAGCAGAAGUGCGAAGAAGAAGUUUUCCCUCUGGCCAUGAAUUACUUGGACAGAUUCUUAGCUGUGGUGCCCACUCGAAAGUGCCAUCUGCAGCUGCUGGGGGCAGUGUGCAUGUUCCUGGCCUCCAAGCUGAAAGAGACAAUCCCCCUCACAGCCGAGAAGCUGUGCAUAUAUACGGACAAUUCCAUCAAACCCCAAGAGCUGCUGGAAUGGGAGCUGGUGGUGCUUGGGAAGUUGAAGUGGAACCUCGCAGCCAUCACCCCGCAUGAUUUCAUUGAACACAUCCUAAGGAAGCUGCCUCUACCUAAAGACAAGUUGCUUUUGAUCCGGAAACAUGCACAGACGUUCAUUGCUCUGUGUGCCACAGAUUUUAACUUUGCCAUGUACCCACCGUCAAUGAUAGCAACUGGAAGUGUGGGAGCAGCCAUCUGUGGCCUUCAGCUCGAUGACAGCGACAGCCUCACGGACCUCCUGGCCAAGAUCACAAACACAGAUGUGGGCUUCCUGCUCUGCUCCAAGCAAACUCAGACACUGAAGCUUCCCUUCUCUCCAGAAGCAGGAGUCCAUCAGACAGCAGACACCAGGACUGCCUUAAAGCUUGUCAAGAACAGAUCGAGGCGGUGCUAGUAAACAGCCUUAGGCAAGUCCGGCAGCAGGAACAGCAAAGCAGUCCUUCUAAGACGAUGGAUGAACUGGACCAGGCCAGCACUCCCACAGAUGUGAGAGAUAUCAACCUGUGAGGACAUCGGCACAGAGCGUCACGCUUGCUCCCCCCAACCCUUUAUUUUUUUUUAUUAUUUUUAGAGUGAAAUCUUUGGGUUUUUUUUGAAUCUGCCCCCACAUAGAACGUAUUUAAAGCUCUUUAGGUAAAGAAAAAAAAUACAAAAACUGAAUAAUGGAAAAAAAGCAUUGGUGCCUGUGAUGUUCUUCAGAAGGGAAUCCCACAAUAUAUUUGGUAAUUGCUAUUUGAUUAUGUAUCAGUGAUAUUAAAUGCUUAUAAAAGCAUAUGAAGUAGCUAGAUAAAUGUAAGCCUGCAUUUGUGGGAACAAAGUAGUAGAGUAUACUUGUCUGUGUAUUAUGACCUAGUGCAUACACCCCUUUUUUAGAUUUAAGAAAGGAAUUGUGUGUGCGAUUUUAUGGCUUGACUAGAUUGCAAAGCAAUAGAAUAAGGGGUUUAGGGCAAAGUGGGAGAAGAUCCCUGAAGCAAUUGAACCAUUUUGAAUGCAGAAGAGAUUUGCUGAUCUGUCACCUCUGUUGUUAGUCAGAAGUGUUUGUUGGAUCUCUGUAUGUUAGUUUUGUUUCUUGCUGUCUGUGGUAGCUGCUACCUAAGAAAGAAGAUGCUUUAUUUUGCCAGCCAGAAGAGCAGGUGGUGGGGUUUUGGGGUUGUUUUUAUUUUUGUUUAAUUUUUUUGUUUGGUUUUUUUUUUUUUUUUCAAAUUCCCCUCUCUCCUCGGGACAUUUUUUCCUUUUCCUUCAGAAAUGGUUCAUCCUAAACACAGCAGCGUCUUUGGCAUAAGGGCAAUCCUGUUUACCCAACUGUGGGCCAAGCCAAAGCUAUUGACUGUUCACAUUAGAUGGGGGAAAUGCAUCAAGUAAUUCCAACCAGUCAGUUAAUCAGACCGCCUCUGACCUUUGGAUUGCAAGAUGUGGUGGAUCAUCUGUGAAUAGCAUUAUAUUCCUUUACAGUGCUAAUGCUUUACAUCAAUGUUAACUUCUGGCAGCUCCUUAGCUUGGCCGUAAAGAUAUUUAAAUAAUGCUCUGUCCUUUUUCUUUUUUAACAUAUCCUCACUGUGUUAAAGAAGAUGAGAUUUGGUUUGAUCCCUCUUCUACCUACCCGUCUUCCCCCACUGCCCCCACACACUUUUUCAGCAUUUCAUUAACUUUAUUGAUCCACGGUGAGCAUUUUUGUAAACCAUUUCAUUCAAAAAGCACUUUGAAAAUUGUUCCUAAGGGAUUAAAUGAGAUGGUUUAUGAUUAUUUUACCAAGAAAAAAAAAAAAGGAAAAAAAAAAGAAAAGGAAAAAAAAUAGAAAAGAAAAAAAAAAAAAGAGAAAGUCACAAAAGCAAAGCAUAUAGCUUUUUCUAAUCAAUAUUUUCCAGUAUCUGGUGUACUUGGUUAGUUGCGGUGUUGCUGGAAAUACCAACACUUGCUUCAGAUGACAUUCCUGUCAUGACAUUCCGGAUAAAAGCCUGAUGAUUUGUAUUGUUUAGUGUCACAGAAGGAUCUUAAUACCACGUGCAUGCUUAUCUAUGGACAACGAAAGAAAAUUGCUGGUGCAAAAGACACGAGUGGUAAACAUCAAGGUGUGCGACUUGGGGUUUUAUCACAAAGGUGUAUUCAGUGUACUUGAAUUUAUAUUUCUGCUCCAUCUGUAAUGAAGAGGCAUUUAGAUGGCAAAGGAGUUGGAGCAACUUUUUUUUUUCUUUUUUUUUUUUUUGCACAAUUGUAUUAACAGUUUGGGAAUACACAGUUGAAAUGUUGGUUGAAAUGUUAGUGUUUGCAUUUUUAAGACAAAAAUCCAGAAAGAACAUGCUACUUUGAAGAAUAUUAUAUGAAUGGACUCAGCCGUGUUUGGCUAGAUGAGGGUAGAAAAUGGGAUAAGAUUCUAAGGUUCUGUUGGUUAUAUUUUUUUUGGGGGGGUUGGGUUUUGUUUGGUUGUUUUUUGUUUUUUUUUGCGCUGCUAAGAAGCUAUGAUUUGUUUCAUUCUUAUUCACAUUAACAGUACUUAGCUGUAUUGUUUCACUGAGUGUGCUGCUAUUUUAUAAACAUUUUUAUAAUAUAUUAUUUUACUGCUUAAAUUUCAAAUCCUGAAGUAGAUGGUUAAGUGGAGAUAUGAUGAGUUCUUUGAUUUACUGGAAAUGCCCUGUACAGUUUUUUUUUUCUUUUUUUUUCCUAAUAGCGUGUUCAUGAUUUUUUUAUUUUAUUUUAUUUUUUCCUUCUUUCUUUCUUUUUUUUCUUUUUCAUCCUUUCCUGAUCACAUCCUGCAAAGACAGUAUACUUACCUCAGGUUUACUGGACAAAACAGAAAUGGUUCCCAUUUUCACAAUACCUCACAACGUGACAGUUUGGUUUUUCCCCAAGGCCCAUGCUCUGGCCACGGAGCCUGGGGAGAGGCUGCAGGCAGUCAGGGCGCUGGCUCCCUUUUGGUCUUUGGUAUCCUUUUCAUAGUGGAAAAAAUACAUUGACUCUCCACCAGGAGCUUUGCUGGAGCAGGUUUGGAGCAACCGUCUUCCCAAAAACUGGUGGUAGGGACAGCCUUGUUCUCACCACUCCUCCCACCUUGAUGUACCACAUAGAGAGCACCUGAAGUUCAGCAGCAAUGUCUCUCCAUGGAGACAAACAAAAGUUGUGUUGUGGAAGCAAGACUGUGGAGCUGCAUGCAAUUCACAUAUGAGAGAUCUGAUCGCUCCCUGGCAGCCAUCCUGUGUUAGCAAACGUGACUUCACAGGGAGCAUGGGGGAGGAUCCCCAGGCAGUGGGAUACCUUCUUGGCAUGCUGGGCUGGAGCAGAGCUGCCCACGGUGAGCAUAGGCACCACAUCCAUCAUAUUUGCAUGGUUUGCUCUCCUCCGUGUUGUGUGUCAACCAUAGGCCAGUGCAGUAUUUACGAUGCCUGCCCCUGCUCUUCAUCACUGAAUGGAAGGAGGGUGAGGUCCACUCAGGUCAGCUCCUCACAGGGUGGUUGGAACAGCACAGGAGCUGCAGUGCCGUUCAGCAGCACCAGUUGCUCACAGUAUCCCAGCAGGUCUGGGCAGGUGACCGUCAUUGUUAAGACUGUCCUCAGCUGCAGUGGUGCACUUAAAAAAUACAAGCCAUCUGGUUACACGUAGAAAUGUCCUGUAUUUGAAGUCUGGAAAACUUAGAACUUGACCAUUUUCACCGCAGCAUCCAAAAUUAAAAUACUGCGUAGUACUCCUUUUUAAGAGAAGUUAAAAAAAAAUAUGAUACUGCUAUUGCAAAUGAGGUGUGAGUUUUUUUCCUUGAACUGCAGAAACCAUAAGCCUUCCUACUGAUCAAAAAAAUAAUGCUUUGUUGAUUAUACCUGCACAAGUGCCAAAGGAUUGCUAAAACCAUUUCUCUCUCAGCUUCCUAUUGAUGGUACUUUUUCCCUCCUCUUACUGUAGUGUAGGAGCACCUCAGAAUCAAUUUAUUUAUAUUCCAACAUGCUUGUGAAAGAGAAAAAUACUAUUUGUCCCAUUUUAAUAUCAAUGAUCUAUGUUUGAGAAAUUGGACGGCUCUUAAUUACUCAGCAAACCACCUGACCAUUGGAUUUUUUCCACUAUGUUUAUUACCAUGUUCUCAUGUACCUCAAAAAUCACUCUUGGUUGCACAGUUUCUGUUCCCAAACUUCUUUUUUUGGUUUUUUUUUGUUGGUUUUUUUUUUUUUUUUUUCUUUAUCGAGUGUGAUGCCAUAUCAAGUCAAUGUUAUUCUCUCACAAUGUGCUCUUUAAGAGGUGUGGAUGUUUAUAUGGUCAGGGGAUGCUAGGAAGUGCAGUAGUAGAUAUGAUCAGUUUAAACAAAAGUUUUUAGAAAGUACGUGAGACUGUUUUCGAUGGAUAAGACUGAAACAGUGUAGUCUUGAUUACCUUUUAAAAGGUCUUUGUUCAGUGUUGUCGUUUUUAUUAAUAACCCAUUGUUUUGACUAGUUUAAAGAUGGUUCUAAGAAAAGUGUGUUGGUGGGAUUAGGUAUGCUGUAUGGACAAUAAACUCAC
Cuculus canorus (common cuckoo) is the source of this 5664-nucleotide messenger RNA. RefSeq names its product cyclin D2 (gene CCND2). The record is from RefSeq and is a predicted model, not a curated record. Gene Ontology annotation, biological process: mitotic cell cycle phase transition; positive regulation of G1/S transition of mitotic cell cycle; regulation of cyclin-dependent protein serine/threonine kinase activity. Gene Ontology annotation, cellular component: cytoplasm; cyclin-dependent protein kinase holoenzyme complex; nucleus. NCBI's taxonomy places the organism in Eukaryota, Metazoa, Chordata, Aves, Cuculiformes, Cuculidae. The coding region runs from base 752 to 1582 and encodes 276 amino acids. The transcript is spliced from 7 exons. Gene Ontology annotation, molecular function: cyclin-dependent protein serine/threonine kinase regulator activity.